Messenger RNA from Nematocida homosporus, 462 nucleotides. RefSeq lists its product as uncharacterized. Lineage: Eukaryota; Fungi; Microsporidia. The record is from RefSeq and is a predicted model, not a curated record. The transcript has a single exon. Bases 1 to 462 code for a protein of 153 amino acids.
AUGAAGAACUGGAAGGUACAAGCAAAGACUAAUAAGCCUAAUAAGACCCCAAAACGAACUAGGUCCCUCUUUCGGCCAAUUACGGCCCUAGCUGUCUUAGCCGUUCUUAUCGCCAUUUAUUUAGCCGGCGGUGCCAAAGUAAUAGGCGACCGUUUAGCUGCCAUUGUCUGGGUGCGUAAGAUGCAAAGCUCUCCCUACUGGUCAGGAGCUGUUCGUUGUACUUCCGUUGUUAUCCAACACUUAAGAGCUCUUUGGCAAUAUCUUAAGCAAAUGUUAUGCAGUGUAGUAGAAAGAGUGCCGGUUUUGAAGAACGGUUUAGCGAAGAUGUGCUGUCUGAGCAAAUGUCUUUCGGCAUGGAUUCACCAAAACAUCUGCCAGCGCAUAUCAGCUGUUAUAUCCUGUGGAAAGUCAAUGGCUGAUAAGGCGCAGGAACGAGUUAAGUCGGUUAAACAGUCUUUAUAG